Messenger RNA from Topomyia yanbarensis, 868 nucleotides. RefSeq lists its product as uncharacterized. The transcript has 2 exons. The coding region runs from base 1 to 804 and encodes 267 amino acids. Lineage: Eukaryota; Metazoa; Arthropoda; Insecta; Diptera; Culicidae. The record is from RefSeq and is a predicted model, not a curated record.
AUGUUAAAUUUGGCAACUCUGGCGAUCGUAUUUUCAACCUACGGAAUCGGUAUCCUUGAAGCGCUUGUAACCUGUAGAGAAAAUGUAGAAAUUUGGGUUAUUUUUCGAGAUAUUGAACAAUUGCUGAAUUCUGGGGGUAAACAGCAGUUGGCGCAAGCAUUCGCCAAAUGCUACCUGGAGUAUUUCAUUCGAUUCUUUUCAUCGCUUCUUGUGUACAUUGCAAUGCUUCUUGUUGAAGUUUUCGUAGUAAACCACGAUCAGAUCAAAAUGCAAAUAUUUGUUUUCACCUUCAACAUUACGCUGCUCAUUACGUGUUUUCGGAUCUGUCAUAUUGAACUAUACUUGAGCAUAGUUAACACGUAUUUGAGUGAAAUUGAUCGUCAACUAUCAGAGCUGGUUCAAGCCAUUGAUUAUGGAUUACAGUUGAAAAACACAAAAUACAGCUUACACAAUCUUCGUAGGCUCAAGCGACUAGAAAACUGUUUCAAAAAAUGUGCCUGUGGUUUCGAAACGCUCAAUCGCCAGUUUGCGGUCAGCACCGGUUUGAACUGUCUGAAGAUUAGAUUCCUACUCAUUGAAGAUAUCUAUUGUUUAAUUGAUAAGCUUGUGCAAGGAUCAUUCCAGCUUGAAAUGGGUUUUUUUCGGCAUCCCAACAAGCUUUUCUCCAUGAAUUGGAUCUGGACCUGUGAAAACCUGUAUUCAAAACGACAUUCUAUAAUCAGCACAUUGAAUCUAAUCGAAGUUGCUGGAAGAAACAGUAUUUUUAAUAUUCUUGUCAAUAAUUUAAUAUUUCAAAAGUGGUAAACAAAUCGUAACGUGCAUUAAUUUUCAGAUAACACAUUUUCGAAUUGCAUUGAAUCAGCAUGAG